This is a messenger RNA of Vicugna pacos (alpaca), 2574 nucleotides long. NCBI's taxonomy places the organism in Eukaryota, Metazoa, Chordata, Mammalia, Artiodactyla, Camelidae. The record is from RefSeq and is a predicted model, not a curated record.
ACGGGCCCUGUAGUUAAGAUGGCAGGGCCUGAGAAACAGUCGGGACCCCUAGGCGGGCAACCUACUUGUUUGUUUCGGAGCCCACGCACUGGGCCUGCGCAGUAGGAGCACGGUGCCUGGGAGGCGCGGCGAAAACCGGAAGUGCUUGUAGGCGUCUCUGCAACGGCCGCGGACGCCGCCGAGUGGUCUGUGCCGGUUCGCGGGUCGCUGGCGGGGUUUGUGAGGGGGUGCGCCGGGAGCGGAGAGAUGGAGGGGGAUGCUUCAGACCCAGAGCCUCCAGAUGCUGGGGAGGACAGCAAGUCAGAGAACGGGGAGAAUGCACCCAUCUACUGCAUCUGCCGCAAACCAGACAUCAACUGCUUCAUGAUCGGGUGUGACAACUGCAAUGAGUGGUUUCAUGGGGACUGCAUCCGGAUCACUGAGAAGAUGGCCAAGGCCAUCCGGGAGUGGUACUGUCGGGAGUGCCGAGAGAAAGACCCCAAGCUGGAGAUCCGCUAUCGGCACAAGAAGUCACGGGAGCGAGACAGCAAUGAGCGAGACAGCAGUGAGCCCCGGGAUGAGGGUGGAGGGCGCAAGAGGCCUGCCCCGGAUCCGGACCUGCAGCGCCGGGCAGGGUCAGGGACAGGGGUUGGGGCCCUGCUUGCUCGGGGCUCUGCUUCGCCCCACAAAUCCUCUCCACAGCCCUUGGUGGCCACGCCCAGCCAGCAUCACCAGCAGCAACAGCAGCAACAGCAGCAGCAGAUCAAAAGGUCAGCCCGCAUGUGUGGCGAGUGUGAGGCCUGCCGGCGCACUGAGGACUGUGGCCACUGUGACUUCUGUCGGGACAUGAAAAAGUUUGGGGGCCCCAACAAGAUCCGGCAGAAGUGCCGGCUGCGUCAGUGCCAGCUUCGGGCCCGGGAAUCGUACAAGUACUUCCCUUCCUCGCUCUCGCCGGUGACGCCCUCAGAGUCCCUGCCAAGGCCUCGCCGACCACUGCCCACCCAGCAGCAGCCACAGCCAUCACAGAAGCUGGGGCGCCUCCGCGAGGACGAGGGGGCAGUGGCAUCGUCAGCAGUCAAGGAGCCACCGGAGGCUACAGCUACGCCUGAGCCCCUCUCAGACGAGGACCUCCCACUGGACCCUGACCUGUAUCAGGACUUCUGUGCAGGGGCCUUUGAUGACCAUGGCCUGCCCUGGAUGAGCGACACGGAGGAGUCCCCAUUCCUGGACCCAGCACUGCGCAAGCGCGCAGUGAAAGUGAAGCACGUGAAGCGUAGGGAGAAGAAGUCUGAGAAGAAGAAGGAAGAAAGAUACAAGCGGCAUCGGCAGAAGCAGAAACACAAGGACAAAUGGAAGCACCCAGAGCGCUCCGAUGCCAAGGACCCCGCGUCGCUACCGCAGUGCCUGGGGCCUGGCUGUGUGCGCCCUGCCCAGCCCGGCUCCAAGUAUUGCUCAGACGACUGUGGCAUGAAGCUGGCAGCCAAUCAGCCAGCCAUUCCACAUCCUGAGACCACCCCACUUACUGACCUUGUUGCUUGCCACAUUCCCUGCCUGCGUCCCGUUCCCGGCCUCCCUGCAGCCGCAUCUACGAGAUCCUCCCCCAGCGCAUCCAGCAGUGGCAGCAGAGCCCCUGCAUUGCUGAGGAGCACGGUAAGAAGCUCCUCGAACGCAUUCGCCGGGAGCAGCAGAGCGCCCGCACCCGCCUUCAGGAAAUGGAGCGCCGGUUCCACGAGCUGGAGGCCAUUAUCCUCCGUGCCAAGCAGCAGGCGGUGCGCGAGGACGAGGAGAGCAAUGAGGGUGACAGUGAUGACACAGACCUGCAGAUCUUCUGCGUCUCCUGCGGGCACCCCAUCAACCCACGUGUUGCCUUGCGUCACAUGGAGCGCUGCUAUGCCAAGUACGAGAGCCAGACGUCCUUUGGGUCCAUGUACCCCACACGCAUCGAGGGGGCCACGCGACUCUUCUGCGAUGUUUACAAUCCUCAGAGCAAGACGUACUGUAAGCGGCUCCAGGUGCUGUGCCCCGAGCACUCACGGGACCCCAAAGUGCCAGCUGACGAGGUUUGCGGGUGCCCCCUGGUCCGUGACGUCUUUGAGCUCACGGGUGACUUCUGCCGCCUGCCCAAGCGCCAGUGCAACCGGCAUUACUGCUGGGAGAAGCUGCGGCGGGCCGAGGUGGACCUGGAGCGCGUGCGCGUGUGGUACAAGCUGGACGAGCUGUUUGAGCAGGAGCGCAACGUCCGCACAGCCAUGACAAACCGGGCGGGCUUACUGGCCCUGAUGCUGCACCAGACCAUCCAGCAUGACCCGCUCACAACUGACCUGCGCUCCAGUGCCGACCGCUGAGCCCCAGUGGCCCAGACGUCUUCACGGCCUUCACUCCAGACGGGAGCUGCCCUAGCUCCCUCGUUUGUCUGUUCUGCCAUUCAUGUUUCUCCAAUGGUCCCUGUGUUUCUCCCUGUGGCCGUCCACCAUUUGACUGCCUGUCUGGCCCUCUGUCUCUCCAUUCUCUGUGCCUGGGUGGGACUGUGGAGUCUGCUCACCCUUGCCUCCCCCAACUCUGGUUUUGUUAAUAAAAUUUUGAUGAACCAAAAAA